Molecule: messenger RNA, 1020 nt
Organism: Colletotrichum higginsianum IMI 349063
Lineage: Eukaryota; Fungi; Ascomycota; Sordariomycetes; Glomerellales; Glomerellaceae
Product: Aquaporin
Exons: 2
Coding region: 1-1020 (339 amino acids)
Biological process (GO): transmembrane transport
Cellular component (GO): plasma membrane
Molecular function (GO): water channel activity
Source: RefSeq, a predicted model, not a curated record
AUGAACGUCGAUCGUCCCACGCGAGGGUUUCGUGUCCCGUGGAAAUCUCGCAGACUGCAACGACCGCAUUGGCAUGAGAAACAUGUGGUCCGGCGCCUGACCUACCUCGACUUUCUUCCAGCCCCGCUCAAAGGUCACAUCGUGGCAUGCGUCGGCGAGUUCGUCGGCACCUUCAUGUUCUUGCUUUUUGCGCUGGGCGGAACAAACGUGGUCAACACGGCACCGCCCGAGGGCGCCAACGCCACGGACUUGAGCGCCAACCCUAGCAAGAUCAUGUAUAUUGCCCUGGUCUUUGGCAUGUCCUUGGCCGUCAACGCGUGGGUCUUCUUCCGCAUCAGCGGAGGUUUGUUCAAUCCAGCAGUCACCCUCGGUAUGAUGGUCGUUGGCGCCACAGGCUAUUCGCGAGGCAUCUUGAUCAUCGUCUCGCAGAUCUUGGGCGGCAUAGCAGCGUCUGGAGUUGUUUCCGCAAUGAUGCCGAAUGUUCUGGCUGUCAAGACGGAGCUAGGUGGCGGCACGACGGUGGUUCAAGGACUGUUCAUUGAGAUGUUUUUGACCGCCCAACUCGUCUUUACGAUCUUCAUGCUCGCUACCGAGAAGCACGAGGGAACUUUCAUCGCGCCUAUCGGAAUUGGUCUGUCUCUUUUCAUCGCCGAGCUCAUGGGCAUCUUCUACACUGGUGGCAGUGUAAACCCAGCCCGUUCAUUCGGUCCCGCGGUAGUAACCCAAUCCUUCAGCUCAUACCACUGGAUAUACUGGGUCGGUCCUGUUCUUGGGGCCUUGCUGGCAAGCGUAUUCUACAUGUUCAUCAAAGCUCUGGAGUACGAGACGGUCAACAAUGUCGCCGACCCAAAGAAGGCUCUCGGUGAAAAGUUCAAUCACCAAAACAGGAAAGAAAGAUCUGCUACUCAUGAGUCCACUGAACCUAGUCAUCCUGUCGAUGACAAAGCUGCUUCUAGCAGUUCGAAAGACACAUAUAACCGCUCUCCUAGUCUAGAGAACGGACAUACCGCUGAUUGUUAG